AUGGUGCGCCCUAGCUUGAUGGCGAAGAAUACUGAUAUGCACUGGCGCCUACCUUUGGUUUGCCUCCUCUGGGAGGUGGCCAUGAUUGUCCUUUUUGGCAUUUUUGUACGCUUCAGCCCUGAGGCUAACGUGGCUGAUUGGGAGAAGGAAAAACACCAAAGGAACAUCUCUGAUGUGGAGAAUGAAUUCUACUUCAGAUACCCCUCUUUCCAAGAUGUCCAUGUGAUGAUUUUUGUGGGUUUUGGCUUCCUCAUGACCUUUCUUCAACGCUAUGGCUUUGGAGCUGUUGGCUUCAACUUUCUCCUUGCUGCCUUUGGGAUCCAGUGGGCUCUCCUGAUGCAAGGCUGGUUUCAUACCUUUGAGCAUGGGAAGAUACUCAUUGGAGUAGAAAGCCUGAUUAAUGCAGAUUUCUGCGUGGGUUCUGUUUGUAUCGCCUUUGGUGCCAUUUUGGGCAAAGUCAGCCCUGUGCAGCUGCUCGUUAUGACACUGUUUCAAGUGACCCUCUUCUCCGUCAAUGAAUAUAUCCUGCUUGACCUGCUUCAUGUGAAAGAUGCUGGUGGAUCCAUGACUAUUCAUACAUUUGGUGCUUACUUUGGCCUAACUGUGACCUCUAUUUUGUACCGGCCCAACCUUGAGCAGACCAAAGACAAGCAGGAAUCUGUUUACCAUUCAGAUCUUUUUGCCAUGAUUGGGACCCUGUUUCUGUGGAUGUACUGGCCCAGCUUUAACUCAGCCAUUUCCAAUCAUGGGGACGCACAGCACCGAGCUGCCAUCAACACUUACUGUUCCCUUGCUGCUUGCGUCCUCACUUCUGUGGCCUUCUCUAGUCUCUUGCAAAAGAAAGGAAAGUUGAAUAUGGUCCACAUUCAAAAUGCCACCCUGGCUGGGGGGGUGGCCGUAGGAACAUCUGCUGAAAUGAUGCUGACCCCCUAUGGUGCCCUCAUUGUGGGCUUUAUCUGUGGCAUCGUGACAACCAUCGGAUACGUCUUCAUCACACCUUUCCUAUAUGCUAAGCUACGUAUCCAAGACACCUGUGGCAUCCACAACCUUCACGGAAUGCCAGGUUUAAUUGGAGGCAUCGUCGGGGCCAUCACUGCUUCUGCUGCUACAGAAGAAGUAUAUGGGAAGAAAGGGCUCACCAACACAUUUGACUUCACCGGAGAAUACAUGUAUCGGACACCCAGCAUCCAAGGGGGAUUCCAAGCAGCUGGCAUCGCAGUGUCAUUGGCCAUGGCCUUGGUGGGGGGAGCCGUUGUGGGUGGCAUUUUGAAACUGCCCUUGUUUGGUGACCCUACAGAUGAAAACUGCUUUGAAGAUAAUGUCUACUGGGAA
This is a messenger RNA of Python bivittatus (Burmese python), 1332 nucleotides long. The record is from RefSeq and is a predicted model, not a curated record. NCBI's taxonomy places the organism in Eukaryota, Metazoa, Chordata, Lepidosauria, Squamata, Pythonidae.